Molecule: messenger RNA, 5015 nt
Organism: Hyaena hyaena (striped hyena)
Lineage: Eukaryota; Metazoa; Chordata; Mammalia; Carnivora; Hyaenidae
Gene: CHML
Product: CHM like Rab escort protein
Exons: 1
Coding region: 282-2249 (655 amino acids)
Biological process (GO): protein geranylgeranylation; vesicle-mediated transport; intracellular protein transport
Cellular component (GO): Rab-protein geranylgeranyltransferase complex; cytosol; nucleus
Molecular function (GO): GDP-dissociation inhibitor activity
Source: RefSeq, a predicted model, not a curated record
AUGAAAUGCAGACAUGAAAACCACACAUCCGUUUUAGCGUUCUCAGAUGUGAUUAGAUAUACUUUAUCAUGUUUUUAUGCUACUGACCUAGAAGGAAAACAAUAUUAAGAAAGGGUAACAGUUAAACAGCUAGGACCUGCAGCUCAGUACUUCUGGGAUGAACUGGAAUAUCACAAGGAGAGACUUUAUUACGGCACAUUCACGCCCCAGCUGAGCCCUCAGCCUAGACUCAUACCCGUUUCCUUUACCGGCACUUGUCAGCAGACGCUCUAUCUUCCAGAAUGGCGGACAGUCUCCCCACAGAGUUCGACGUGGUCAUAAUAGGAACAGGUCUGCCUGAGUCCAUCCUCGCAGCUGCGUGUUCAAGAUGUGGUCAGAGGGUUCUGCAUCUUGAUUCAAGAAGCUACUAUGGAGGAAACUGGGCCAGUUUCAACUUCUCGGGAUUGCUCUCCUGGUUGAAGGAGUGUCAGGAAAACGGUGAUGUUGCGGAAGAAAGUCCCGCCUCAUGGCAAGGCCUGAUUCAUGAAACAGAAGAAGCCAUCACUCUGCGCAGGAAGGAUGAAACCAUUCAACACACAGAAGUGUUUUGUUAUGCCAGUCAGGAAAUGGAUGACAAAAUCGAAGAGACCGCUGCUCUCCAGAAAAACCCUUCCUCAUUGAUGUCGAAUACCCUCACUAAGCCUCUGGAUUCCGCACAUUUGUCUGAAGAAACACACUCAUUAUCUGAUACUAGUGACGAAAUUCCUGCCAAAGACACUCCGAAAAGUGAUGGAGAGAUUUCACUAGAAGUAAGCAAUGUCGAGGACACCUUGGCAAAAGAAAAGUGUUGUGGAGAUGAAACUUGUAUACACAAAGCUUCAGACGCAGAUACAGAAGAAAAUAAACCUAUAGCGGAAGUCAGCAGUGAUCAACCAAAGAGAAAUAGGAUUACUUACUCUCAAAUAGUUAAAGAAAGCAGGAGGUUUAAUAUUGAUUUGGUAUCAAAGCUCCUGUAUUCUCAAGGAUUGCUGAUUGAUCUUUUAAUCAAAUCAAGUGUUAGUCGUUAUGCAGAGUUUAAAAACGUCACUAGGAUUCUUGCAUUUCGAGAAGGAAAAGUAGAGCAGGUGCCUUGUUCCAGAGCAGAUGUCUUCAAUAGCAGACAACUCACUAUGGUUGAAAAGAGGAUACUGAUGAAAUUUCUUACAUUUUGUUUAGACUAUGAACAGCACCCUGACCAAUACCAAGCUUUCAUGCAUUGCUCAUUUUCAGAAUUCUUAAAAACUAAAAAAUUAACUCCCAACCUCCAGCAUUUUGUACUGCACUCAAUUGCAAUGACAGAGUCAUCUUGCAGUACAAUAGAUGGCCUUAAAACAACGAAAAACUUCCUUCGGUGUCUUGGACGGUUUGGCAAUACUCCCUUUUUAUUUACCUUAUAUGGCCAAGGAGAAAUUCCCCAGUGUUUCUGCAGGAUGUGUGCAGUUUUUGGUGGAAUCUAUUGUCUUCGCCAUAAAGUUCAAUGCCUUGUAGUUGACAAAGAAUCUGGAAGCUGUAAAGCAAUUAUAGACCACUUAGGUCAAAGAAUAAAUGCUAAAUAUUUUAUUGUGGAAGAUAGUUACCUUUCUCAGAAAACAUGCUCAAAUGUACAGUAUAAGCAGAUCUCCAGGGCAGUGCUCAUUACCGAUCAGUCUAUACUAAAGGCAGAUUCAGAUCAGCAGAUUUCCGUUUUGAUAGUGCCCCCAGCGGAAUCAGGAACAUAUGCCGUUCGUGUCACUGAAUUAUGUUCCUCAACCAUGACGUGCAUGAAAGACACCUAUUUGGUACAUCUGACCUGUUCAUCCUCUAAAACAGCAAGAGAAGACUUAGAGCCGGUGGUGAAGAAAUUAUUCACCCCAUAUACUGAAGCAGCAAUAGAUGAGGAGGAACUUACAAAGCCAAGACUCUUGUGGGCUCUCUAUUUUAAUAUGAGAGAUUCCUCCGGAGUCAGCAGAAGCUCAUAUCAUGGCUUACCUUCUAAUGUUUACGUCUGCUCUGGGCCUGACUGUGGACUGGGAAAUGAGCAUGCAGUCAAGCAAGCUGAAACACUGUUCCAGGAGAUCUUUCCCAGUGAAGAAUUCUGUCCCCCACCUCCAAAUCCAGAAGACAUUAUCUUUGAUGGUGAUGAUAAACAACCAGAGGCUCCUGGAACCAAUAACAUAAUCGUGGCCAAACUAGACUCCUCUGAUGGAAGCAACAACCUAGAAAGCGUAGGGAAGCACCUUGAAGAAGACUAGGAGGAAGCAAACUGGAGAUGCUACUUUGGGCCUUCAUCCUGGUUUAGAGUAUUUUCAUUUAAAGGACAGUUUCCUAUAUGAAUAAUUAGAACUGGUUAUAUGAUGGAUGCUAUGCAGAUGUUGUCUUUAAUUCUGUUUGAGACAUUCAGUCAUUGGGUGUCUUUGUUAACCUAUCAGUAACUGAUUGAUUGACUGUUGGACAAUUUAGCUUUAUUUUAGUAUUGGGUGUAUAAGUGAGGGUUCCAUAUUAGCAACUAUGCUUAAAGGCAGGUAAUAUGUAUCUACUAAUGAUCUUCAGAUUGUAUUCAUCUAUAAUAAUAAUAUCUAAGGAAUAUUUUAAUUACUUUUGCAGUUAUUACAGUUGCUAUCACCUCUGAAUAGUUAUACAGUAAAUUAUAUGGGUCUUUUGUAUAUAAUAUCAAUGUACAGACAUGACGGUAGCAAUAGCAACUUAACGCAAGUGCCAUUUGUUAAAAGAUUAGCUUUGCAUGAUCCUUUAUUUGUCAAGGUCUGGUGUUUACAAUACACUUUGCAGUUCAGUUUCCCCGUUUGACCCUUGUUAACUUAUGAGGCAGGGACACCACCACAAUCAGAAGAUUACAGAAAGUGCUGGAGAGUUCAUAUAGUCAUUGAAGAGUUCAUUCUUGGGACGUUUGUCCCAGAGGAAAUCUAGAGGAUAAGGUUAGUUCUGAUUUAAUGCUUCAGAAAUAGUUCUGAUUUAAUACUUUGGAAAAAUUGCUACAGAGCCCUGUGCUGGCACCUAAGAGAAAAGAAUUUCCAGCAAUAAACUCAGGCCAAAAGGAAAAAAAUAUCUUGCCCCAGGAAAAGGUACUUCAGAUUGGCUGUUAUGAAAUUCCUAAGAAGAAAUGGAGUGAGGCAUUUCUAACCUGGGAUUACAGAUGGUUUCUCAAAACCAUCCAUAGCUUUCUAAGGAACAGAGACAUUUUUUCUAGAACCAUCAGAAGCCAAAACUGUGGUACUCCAGAUGUAAAACCUAUGGAGUUGUGAGAAGAGGUAAACUGCCUUCCCCUUCAGUCUCCUGUUUCCGUUCCUCAAAGUGAUAAUUCUGUAGGAAGCGAGCCCUUCAAAGGCAAUUUUUGUUCUGGAAUGGAACAUUUCUAUGUGCUAGGCACUUCCUGUGCUCUCUGAUGACAGUUUCUCAACAACCUUGUGAGGCUGAUAUUGAAUAGAUUUUUAAAGAAGGAAGACAAUUAUUAAUAAUUUGCCCAGAGUCUGAGAUGUGGAAGAGCCAACCGUGGACUCCAGCCUGUCUUGACUUCAGUCUUUCUUCUGACAUUCACUGUUAGAAGCGUGCCUUUCCUGCCGCAGGGGAGACGUGCUCGUGGAAGUCAUGCAGCCUUGUUCCAGACUCCGGUCUCAGCUUAUUCUCAGAUCAGGGGAACGUGAAGAUUAGGAUUCAUUAAAAAUAUGGCUUAGAGCAAUGGAGUUCAUGGCAGCGGAAUUUGGCCAAGUUUUGACAAAGUAAUGCUUUGUCAAAUCAGAUCUUCUGAUCUGAACAACAUGCAUUUCUUAUAAGAAAUGCAGAUGUUACUAGGCUAAAAGGUGAGGAAAAUGAGACAAAGAUUUAAGAAAUUUACAGCUUGCUGAAAACAGAAUUGGUAUUAAUCUUUAUGCGUAUUUUGAAUGUGGUGGAGUGGUUUUACUGGGUCUGUCCUUAGGUGUAGACCUAUCAAAAUGAUUUCACCGUCUAUAGAACAAUACCUUGCCAAAUUAUUGUGAGGAUUAAGUUAGGUAAUGUGUAUGAAAUCCUAUCCAAAGGAGUGCCCCUAGCUGACAUUAGUAAUGUAGAUUUACUACCCUUCCACUCAGCUUUCUAACUGAUGCUUUGUAUAAUUUGACAGAAUUGUGUAAAGUAGGAAAAUAGGCAAGGAAAGAUAGAUUUGUCUUUUUAACUUGGGGAAAAAAAGUGAGAGUCUUGCCCCUGAACUUCCUACUCAGCCUCAUAGUAUAUUUAGAAAAGUUACUUUAGGAUUUAAAGAUGAGUAAACCAAUUGGAAAACAAAUAAUUGUGGAAUAAUUACUGGUGGAGAGACUAACUGGAUGUUAGUAUGAAAAAAGAAUUGGGCCCACUUGACAUGUGAUAAGACCAUUCAUUCCAGAUGAAUGAAAAUGUUGAUUAUAAGGGUAUAAAUAAAAAGACUACAAUUCUCAUUCCAGUAGUACAAAAGGAACUUUAUGGCAAUGAAAAAGACUAUUGGCAAAGUAGGUGAAAUCAACUAAAGAAAAAUUUAAAAAUGGAAACUAAAUAGGAGGAAAACGAAGAUAAGAUUGGAUUCAAAAAAAGCCACUAGCAUUACACAUGAAUAAAGUACUUAAUGUUUUUUAAAAAGUAGAUACAGAUCCAUAAGGCUUUCUACUCUUUACUAAGCAAAUUAAUGAAAGGAUAGAGUAUAAAUGAGAAGCUACAAAUAAAAGUGAAUUCUUGGAAUGAUACUCAGAUUUAAGUGUAUUAAAAAUGCAAAUUGAAGCAACUUUGACCUGGUUUAUGCUAUUACAGCAAAACAUUUUAAAAUUCACGUGUCUUUAUGUCAGUAGCAUUAUUAGUAAUUUUAAAAAGAACUAUUUAAGUGAUUACAACAAAAGCUCUGUAACCAAUUCUUUUUUGCUAGAUCAACUCAGUUUGAACAGCAUAUGCCUAGGAAAAUAUUUAAAAGAAAGAAAAAGAAGCUACUUAUACAAAGAUAGUUCUAGCAUUCUCAUUUAUACGGGUUUUUAAAAAAAAGGAAAAAAAAGCCCCCAAAUUGG